AUGAUGAACAAUUUAUCAUCAAGGGUGCUUGAUUUCAAAGGUGUAGAAGUGACCGUGACGGAGCACAAGGUCCACAACGGUGAAGUCAAGACAAGGGAUGGUAAGGAGAAUGUUGUUGGGUCGGUGGCAACCGAAAAGAAAUUUUUUGCCAAAGUGAUCAUGGAAGGAACUCCAAAAGGGGUGGAGCUUGACAUAAGGGUUGAAGAAAAUGGACAUCAACAACAAACUCAUAAAGAGGUUCUACUUAAGGUGGAGCCUUCAUCACUAGCAAGGUCUAGGCCCAAGGAAUCAAUUAAAUCAUCCCAUGGGUUUGGAUGGAAUGACAAGGUAAAUUCAACUACAUUUCAGAGUACUUUUGGGACCAUGAACCGGGAAAGUUGGAUAGGUGCUGUGAUGAGAAGGAACAAGUUAGUUCAUAAAUCUAAUAGCAAGGUUGAUGGCUGCGUGGGGAUUUAUAGAACAGGGGUUGGUAUGCAGUUUACAUAUCAAUACAUAUCAAGAAUUCAAGAUUCCAAGAAGGCGAAGAGCAAGGAGUUCGACAUGAUGGAUCUCUCUUCUAUAGAGAUCUGGGUUGCCCAAGUUUAG
Molecule: messenger RNA, 585 nt
Organism: Prunus armeniaca (apricot)
Lineage: Eukaryota; Viridiplantae; Streptophyta; Magnoliopsida; Rosales; Rosaceae
Source: the annotation of a GenBank genome assembly